This is a messenger RNA of Haemonchus placei, 627 nucleotides long. Lineage: Eukaryota; Metazoa; Nematoda; Chromadorea; Rhabditida; Trichostrongylidae. The record is from the annotation of a GenBank genome assembly.
GCACAUGCUCAGCACGCAGAAGGUUUUGCUAACUUCAUUUCUUUCUCUCUGGCUUCCACGCCUUCGUUGAAUCGAGUUAUGAACCUAUGCGAGGAGUUCCGUCACCUCGCACAGUGUUUCGUGUGGUCGGAUCAUACGUUGUUCGAAAUAUGUUCUCUUUCCCCGGAGGACCGAAUUCAGCAACUUCGUGCCACCUUCCUUUUUCCAGAUAAUCAGCCAAUUUCUUUACAUUCGAUUUUCUCUGCUGGCUCGAGCACCUACUCUUGGUCGAGACGUCUUCUUGCUGGUGUCCACGGCGCAGACUGCGUUCGUGAGAAGGACUUUCUUUGCCGUGCAUGCUUUGAUCGCCUCGUUGCUGCACUUCGACGUUUCGAGGAUGCUUACAAGUCUUUUGAUCAAACAUUGUUUCGUUUUGAUUGCAUGCCAGCUGUGGACACAGCCAGCGCUACAAGGCCAUUUUCGCCAAAUGGAAGCUGCACAACAUGUCGGGUUUGUUUUUUAUGCCUUCGUACGUACGAAGCGUACGUGACGACGGACCAGUUCUUUGACCAAAAUUGUUACCAUGAAGUUUGGGUCUACGGGUGUUUCGUUCCCCGUAGACCCAAACUGGUAAUUCACUUGGAAUAA